AAAUGGAAAGUACCUCUCUGCUCCAUCGCAAGGGGGUUUAGGUUUCGACGCAGCGCCAUGGAGGCGGCGGAGCCGCCGGAGUGCCCGGUGUGUCUGCAGCCAUACGACGCCGUAUCCGCGAUACCGCGCGUUUUGACGUGUGGGCAUACUACCUGUGAGCUCUGCCUCAAACAGCUUCCCAAUCCCUUCCCCAAUACAAUCCGCUGUACCGUCUGCACUCUCCUCGUGAAAUUCCCAAAUUGCCCCUCAUCCCUGCCCAAGAACCUUGAUCUCCUGCACUUCUCGUCUGUUCUCCAAGGCAGCCAUGGAGCAGGGGUUAAAGAUGUUGCUUCGCGAACAUCUCCAUCGGAGAAUGGAGAAAAGCAGACGGGGUUGCUUCCAUUGACUUUAAAAUCGUGGUCGUACGAGUUCUAUUGCAAGUGGAGGAAAUGGAUUCUCCCGGAAGAUUGCAUUCUGAUUGACCAGACGGGUUUGGGGAAUGAUGAUGAAACAGUGUAUGGAGAAGUUUCGAAGCCAUUUGAGAGCGAUUAUGCGGUGGGGUGUGUUUUGAAGGAGAGAGAAAAGGUUGGCCUGGCCAAAAUUGGUAUGUUUGUAGAGAAUGACCAACAAAUCAGUUUCUUGAACCCUAGCUACGAGUCAAAAAUUGUGAGUCUUCUGCGCGGGAUGAAAGAAGAAAAAAGAGAUGAAUUGAGAGUUAUCUUAAAUGCUACUAAUGGAGUAAGUAACGUGGGAAAGGUGUAUGGAUUAUGGUACAACGGGAGUAACAAGUGUUUUUAUAUGGUCUGCAAGAAGUUCACUAAGCCUAAUUUGAGUGAAUUUAUCCUUAAGAAAAAGAGUGAUGAAGAUGAAGGGUUGAGCAGUGAUGAAAUGCGUGGUUUUGCAAUGCUUGGAAUGGAGGCUUGUGAAAAUUUGAGCCACUUGCAUUUGGAAGGGGUAGUUGUUGGUUUGUUGAGUGUUGAUUGUUUAAGUUUCAAUGAUUUUGGCCGCAUAACUAUUGACUUAUGCGAGAUUUUCCAUACAGGCAGGAGGGUAAGUAUGGUUAUGCUAAAUGCUCACAAAGAUAUGGAAGUUGGUUUGAAAAAUAGUGUUUUAGAUGAAAAUCUCGCCUUCAUUUGUCCUCAGAUGUUGUUACAGUUCCAUGUAAAAGAAGGGAUUGUUUUGGAUAGGGAUAAAUCGAAAUAUGAAAUUGGCUGUGCUUCGGAUGUGUGGUCGUUAGCCUGUUUGCUAGUUUGGCUGAUUGUUGGAAGUUCUUUUGUGGAAGAGUUGGGAUCUUACAUAAAUUUUGUUGGUAGUAUUAGUACUAUAAAAGAUGGAAUUCCUGAUUUUUACACGGGUUGGAUGGAGAAAGUUGCGAUGCUACUGGAAAGUAGGCUGGGCGACGAAAAUGCUUCUUUAGGGGAGGUUUUGUGCAGAUGUCUGGAGUUUGAACCUGAAAAUCGGCCUGCUAUAACUGAACUUUGGAAGACCCUAAAGGAAUUAGUUGUCAAAGACGCAAAGUAUUGUAAUAUACUCCACUUAAAUCGGGAACUGACAAAGGAAAACUCAAGCAACUUUGUGCUGGCAAAGUUCAGUCAGAUAGAUGGAAAAAGUGGCAAAGAAUUGAUGGGAAGAAGUGAAAAUGACCAAGCUGAUGUUGAAUUGAGUCGUGAGAGAGAUAUUACGGCCGCUGUUUCAGGUGGCCAUUUCAAAUAUGUAGAGAUGAAAGGUCACCUUGAUUGUGUCACAGGAUUAGCUGUUGCAGGGGGCUUCGUUUUCAGCUCUUCUUAUGACAAGACAGUCAAAGUUUGGUCUCUUCAGGAUUUCAAACAAGUGCAAUCACUCAAAGGCCACGAGCAUCGAGUUAUGGCUGUUGUUGCUGUAGAUGGAGAACAGCCACUGUGCAUAAGUGGUGAUGGAGCCGGCGUUAUAUGCAUUUGGAAGGCCAGUUUUCCAUUUUCCGAAAUGCCUAUAAGAAAGUUGCACGAGCAGAAGGACUGGCGCUAUAGUGGUAUUCAUGCAAUGGCUGUUUCUGGAAUGGAAUAUCUGUAUACCGGAAGUGGAGACAAAUUAGUAAAAGCGUGGUCGCUGCAGGAUUACACCAUGUCGUGUGCUAUGGGUGGCCACAAAUCAGUUGUUUCAUCCCUCGUCGUUUGUGAUGGUGUUCUUUAUAGCGGUAGCUGGGAUGGUACCGUACGCCUGUGGUCUCUCAGUGAUCAUGCUCCUUUGGCGGUGCUGGGGGAGGACAAAACUGAAAGUAUGUUACCUGUUUCGUGUCUUUCUGCCGAGCACUCUGAGUUAUAUGUUGGUCAUGAUAAUGGCUGCAUAAAGAUAUGGCGUAAUGAUUUACUUCUGAAGUCGACACAAACUCACAAAGGGGCCGUGUUCUCGAUCAGCAAGAAGGGGAAAUGGCUAUUUAGCGGGGGCUGGGACAAGACGAUUACUUUACAGGAAAUAUCAGAACACAGAGAUGGCUUGGAAGUAACACCUGUUGGCUCUAUUGCCUGCAAUUCUGCAGUAACAGCUCUACUGUAUCAGCAGGAGAAGCUCUUUGUAGGACAAGCUAACAAAACAUUCAAGGUUUACCAUGGAGUUUAACAGGUUCUUGGGAACAGAUGUCCUGGUUGCUCCCGUCGUUGAUAUUGGUUGAAUGAUGAAGAAGAUUUGUAAAAAAACUGUAUUUUAAUAUUCAAUGGAGUAAUUAAAAAAUAUUGUAUAUAAUGUUUAGAUGUAUAAUAAUAAUAAUAAUAGAAUAAUGAGGUUCAGCUACCGUUGG
Andrographis paniculata is the source of this 2752-nucleotide messenger RNA. RefSeq lists its product as uncharacterized. The transcript has 7 exons. Gene Ontology annotation, biological process: protein phosphorylation. Gene Ontology annotation, molecular function: protein kinase activity; protein binding; ATP binding. Lineage: Eukaryota; Viridiplantae; Streptophyta; Magnoliopsida; Lamiales; Acanthaceae. The record is from RefSeq and is a predicted model, not a curated record. Bases 58 to 2574 code for a protein of 838 amino acids.